UUUUUUAAAAUUGUUUUUACUUAUACAUGUUGUAUAGUUGUUUAUAUUUUACCAAGCCAAAUGAAUCUGAUAUAUUUACGAGCAUUUUAUAUAUAGUUGCAGUGCCUCGGUACCCAGCUGCUAGCUAACUUCACACGUAGCGUUACGCUUUUAACAACUCUGAGGGAGGCAAUUUAACAUUUUGGCGUAACUCGGUUAGUUUAUUUAUUUGUAGGAAAAUGAAGACAAAGAAGAUGAAGCCGAAAAAUAAGCGUCUGUCCUCCGGGCUAAAAAAAAAAGACAAACGCAGCAUCCAUGUGAAAGGAAAAUGGAAAGCCAUAGAGCUCGAUCCCAGUCUCUUCUCCGAGGAGGGCUUAGAGGGUCUGGUGUGUUUUGAAGAGCUAACAAAUUACCGUCUGAUAGACUCCGAGGUGGCUGUAGCUAAAGCAGCAAAAGAACUGAAAAAUGAGAAGAAGAAGAAGAAGAAGGCGAAGAAAAGAAAAGCCAGCGAGGGAGAGGAGUCUGGAGAGAAGGUAGAUGUGGAGAGCAAAGAGGGAGAGAAAACAGCUGAACCAGCCAAGAAAAAAACCAAGAAGAAGAAGAAAAAUAAGAAACUGACAGCAAAGGAGUCAGUCCAACCAGAUAACAUUUCUGCAGAAGUGACACAGGACGAUGUAGCAGCAGGUGUGGAGGGAGGAGAAGAUGUAACAGCUAAAGAAGCCACUUUAACAGAUACAGCCAUUAGCUCAGAACCUCAUUCCCAAUCAAAACUCACAAAGAAGAGUAACAAAAAGAAGAAAAAGACACAGAAGCAGCAGAUAGAAAUGGAUACAGGCCCAGAAGAACAGCCAAACCUGGAGUCUCCAUCAGAACUUCAGGCUCUGGAAAAAGAAAAAUCCACUCAAGAUAAAAUGACAAAGCCCCCCAAGCAGCAAAAGAAUUGGACAAAUGCAGCACUUUCUGGCUCUAUUGACAAAAAUACUGAUGUUUGUGCAUGGAAGGACCUGUUUGUUCCCUCCCCUGUGCUAAAGGCACUGAGCAGUCUUGGAUUUGGUUCACCGACCCCUAUUCAAGCCCUGGCUUUGCCUCCAGCUAUCAGGGAUCGUAUGGAUAUCCUGGGGGCGGCUGAGACAGGAAGUGGGAAGACAUUGGCUUUUGGCAUUCCCAUGAUCCACACCAUCCUGGAGUGGAGAACCGGUUCAGAAAAGCCUGUUGUUGACAGCAUUGAACCAACCACAGAGGUGGAGAGUUUGUAUUUACCAGCUAUAGACGAGUCCACAAAGUCAGGUGACACAGCUGAAUCCACAAUAGAAGAGGACGAGGAGGACAACAUGGAGGCUGAGGAAGAAGGUGGUGAAAGCAUCACAGAGCUGGAUCAAGGUGACACAGAAGAACAUGACAGUGAAGAUGACGAUGAGAGGCUUGGGUGUGUUAAAGUAAUUGAAAAUGCAGACUUUGACUUUGACCCCACCGCUGAAGCAGAAGAAAAACCUGCUGGCAGUCGCAGUCAGCCGCUGCUUGGACUGGUGCUCACUCCCACCAGGGAGCUGGCUGUUCAGGUCAAGCACCAUAUUGACGCUGUCGCAAAAUUCACAGACAUUAAAACAGCGAUAGUGGUGGGUGGAAUGUCACAACAGAAACAAAGGAGGAUGCUGAAGCGAAGACCAGAGAUCAUUAUUGCCACUCCAGGACGUCUGUGGGACUUGAUCAAGGAGAGGCAUCCACAUCUGUUGAACUUGAGACAGCUCAGAUGCCUGGUUAUUGAUGAAGCAGAUCGCAUGGUAGAGAGAGGCCACUUUGCAGAGCUGGAGAGUCUGCUGGAGAUGCUGAACACUGUGCACUUUAAUCCCAUGAGGCAAACAUUUGUGUUCUCGGCCACACUGACCAUGGCUCGCAGCCUGCCCACCCGGCUCCUGCAGAAGAAGAAGAAGAAGAAUCUGGACCAGAGGAGCAAGCUGGAGAUUCUCAUGGAGAAAGUGGGGAUCAAGUCCAAACCCAAAAUCGUUGACCUGACCAGGAAGGAGGCAACUGCAGAGACUCUGACUGAGACACGGAUCCACUGUCAGAAGGAGGAAAAGGACUUUUAUCUUUAUUACUUCUUGCUCCAGUAUCCUGGCCGCACCAUGGUGUUUGCCAACAGUAUAGACUGUAUCAAGAGACUGAACUCCCUGCUGGUUAUCUUGGACCGUACUCCUCUGCCUCUUCAUGCCAACAUGCACCAGAAACAACGCCUCAAAAACCUGGAAAGGUUUGCUGAGAGGGAGAGUUGUGUUCUGCUGACUACUGAUGUGGCAGCAAGAGGACUGGAUAUUCCCAAUGUUCAGCAUGUUAUUCAUUACCAGGUUCCCAGGACAUCUGAGACUUACGUCCAUCGGAGUGGCAGAACAGCAAGAGCCACCAAAGAGGGUCUCAGUUUGCUGCUAAUAGGCCCGGACGACAUGAUGAACUUCAAAAAGAUUUACAAGGCUCUUGGGAAGGACGAGGAGCUUCCCAUGUUCCCCAUAGAGAUCAAAUGCAUGGAAGCAAUCAAGGAACGGGUGAACUUGGCCAGACGGAUAGAGAAGAUUGAGUUCCACAAUAGCAGGGAGAAGCACCACAACUCCUGGUUCAGACAAGCAGCAGAGGCCCUGGAGGUGGACCUGGAUGAUGAUCUUUUAAUUGGCAGAGCAAAGGAUGAAGACGCUGACAGAGAGCAGCAGAAGAUGGUAAAGGGGAUGAAAAAGCAUUUGAAGCAUUUGAUCAACCAGCCUGUUUUCAAGAACGUGACAAAGACCAAGUACCCCACUCAAAUGGGAAAGCUCUCCCUGCCUCACAUGCCUCUAGCAGGGAUGGAAAGUGCCCUUACCAGGGUUUCAAUACAGGAGGAGAAACAGAAGUUAAAGAAAGCUGUUCCACCACAGCAGAAAAAGCAGAAGAAGCAGAAGAAAGAACAGCAGCAGCAGCAGUGACAUGUUAAUGGGAAUGUGUGUUUUAAAAGACCAUCUUUGAUUUAUGUAAUUGUUGAUUUAUGUAUUUUUUUACAUAAAUUAAUUUCAAUUCAUUUAAAUACUUAUUGCACAAUGUGCAAAAAUUGUAUUUCCAGAUGUUGAACCGCUGUACACUGCAAGAUUUUAUAAAAAUCUGUUUUCACGAGUGUCUUAAAA
Messenger RNA from Siniperca chuatsi (mandarin fish), 3122 nucleotides. It is a transcript of the gene ddx24, whose product is annotated as DEAD (Asp-Glu-Ala-Asp) box helicase 24. Gene Ontology annotation, cellular component: nucleolus. Gene Ontology annotation, molecular function: ATP binding; nucleic acid binding; RNA helicase activity. The record is from RefSeq and is a predicted model, not a curated record. NCBI's taxonomy places the organism in Eukaryota, Metazoa, Chordata, Actinopteri, Centrarchiformes, Sinipercidae. The coding region runs from base 219 to 2927 and encodes 902 amino acids. The transcript has 8 exons.